CACGCCCCAUUGAACACACGCGCACACACACACACGCACGUGCUGGCUUGUGAUCAGACAGCCGUGAGACGCCUUACCUGCGCUCCAGCUCUCCUUCAGCCGGGAAACAACUCCCUACGCCUGUCGUCUCCCUGCCACGGUCACCUGUUCCUCUCUCUCUUCCUGCGGCUCCGUCUCCCUUCCCUCCUUCCAUCACUCUACCCAUCCCCUCCCUCCCUCCUUUACCAGGGGGAUAUGAUGUGACCUUCUGCCGGAGAGCUGGAAAGCAUGCCACCGUCACAGCAGGCGCCGCGCGCCACACUGAAAUAGACUCUAACAAGUGCCGAGAGCGAGGGAGAGAGGGAGAGAGAGAAGAGGAGGAAGAGGGGGGGGGGGGAAAGAGGACAGCUGAAUCGUGGGACACGGAAUGAGUGGCUUGGAGACGGGGCUGCAUGUGGACUGCCGACCAAGGCAGUAGGAGACUGAGAUGGCCGUUCGUCAAGGCCACUGGAACGCUUCCCCGUGGUGGUGGCCACGCCUCCUUCCGAUCUUCCUCCUCCUAGGCUCCGCCCCCCUGGGGGGGGCGCGGCCCUUCAACACGCCCACGCAGGCGGUCAACGUGGCGGUGGUCUUCAGUGGCUCCGCCUACCAGUCGGAGAUCAAAGGACGACUGAGCCGGGAGAACUUCCUGGAUCUCCCCUUGGAGGUGAACCCCAUCACGGUGCUGGUGAACAACACCAACCCUCGCGCCCUGCUGACCAGGAUCUGCGACACGCUGGCGGCCAACCGCGUGCACGGCGUGGUGUUCGAGGACAACAUCGGCUCCGAGGCCGUGGCCCAGAUGCUGGACUUCAUCUCCACCCAAACAGCCGUGCCCCUGGUCGGGGUCAGCGGGGGCUCCGCCGUGGUGCUGCCCUACAAGGUAGAGGGGAGGGCUAGUCAGGAGUAUUGA
Osmerus eperlanus (European smelt) is the source of this 931-nucleotide messenger RNA. Its product is annotated as glutamate receptor ionotropic, NMDA 2C-like. Lineage: Eukaryota; Metazoa; Chordata; Actinopteri; Osmeriformes; Osmeridae. The record is from RefSeq and is a predicted model, not a curated record. The coding region runs from base 467 to 931 and encodes 154 amino acids. The transcript has 4 exons.